CUCGAUGGUUUAUAUCUUUCAGCGACGUAGCUAAUAUACGUCUGUUUUGGUUGGAGUCACUCACCGAUGCCCAGUGUCUUUGUUGCUCCACUAAUGCAGGGAUUCCCGGAUUGGUUGUCUUGGGUGCAGUCAGCGCAGAGCCGCAUGCUUCCGUGAUUGAUACUACGACUUGAGUAAAUGCAAGCAGACCAGACUUGGAUUUGGCAGUAAGCGAGGUUCGCAUGUUCAAGCAUGCUCCAGGUCAAGUUGCGUCACAGGCGCUGGCUGCGGGGAGGAGGAAGGCGCGCUAUGGGCAUGCAGACCCUGGCCGAUGUAUCAACACAAGCCGAAGCCUGCAUCUCUACAAUAGGCCGGCUUCAACGCAACAUCGACUCCCUCACCGCGCGCCCUCGUACUGCUGCCCUCUUUGUUUCUUCUGGUGCGCUUAGCUUGGGAUCCCCGGCGUGCACCGAGACCGUUUCCGUGGCCGUUUCAUCAGUUCCCCUUAACCAUAGCGGGGCCUGUAAUUACCCACCUCCACGCGCCGAGACAGUCAGGGACGUGACGGUGCCACAACAUACCCUCCCGUUGGGGCUGCAGCGACACCUGCACCCAAAGCGCGAGAGCAGCAAACAGAGCGAGGCCUCUGGGCCGCAACGCCUGAACCCCCAGCAAUCAUGUCGAACACAAUCAAAGUGGUGGCGCGGUUCCGUCCGCAGAACAAGAUCGAGAUAGCCAGCGGCGGAGAGCCCAUCGUUGAAUUCAAAAACGAUGACACAUGUACGAUCCAGGUACGGCAUGCUAGCUCCAUAAACACAUGUCCAAACCAACCAAC
Messenger RNA from Alternaria alternata, 814 nucleotides. RefSeq lists its product as hypothetical. The record is from RefSeq and is a predicted model, not a curated record. Lineage: Eukaryota; Fungi; Ascomycota; Dothideomycetes; Pleosporales; Pleosporaceae. The coding region runs from base 232 to 714 and encodes 160 amino acids. The transcript is spliced from 3 exons.